This is a messenger RNA of Ramularia collo-cygni, 648 nucleotides long. RefSeq lists its product as uncharacterized. NCBI's taxonomy places the organism in Eukaryota, Fungi, Ascomycota, Dothideomycetes, Mycosphaerellales, Mycosphaerellaceae. The coding region runs from base 1 to 648 and encodes 215 amino acids. The transcript has a single exon. The record is from RefSeq and is a predicted model, not a curated record.
AUGUUUGCCGAGAUUGCUUCUACGGAGCCACCUGGCGAUGCUCCGCUUAACAAUCUCAUCGGAAGCAGCGGCCCUGGACACUUCCUCCUGCUCGAUGGGCCUGGUGUGGCCAACUUCCUUGCGACCUACAACGUCGUUUUGAAGCCGACUGGCCUCACCGAUGACGUGACACCUCAGGGUCGAGGCGUCGCGGACGGAKCUUCUCGGGACCUGGCAACUUGGAAGAUGUUCGACUGUCCAUGGUCCGAGAAUUGCCCAAUAAAGUUCACCAAUCUGUCAAAGUUCCGCGCCGGUCAUGUCCAUACUACUGCCGAGUAUUCGGUUCAAGCAAGACCCCAUACUCGGCCGUCGACCGAGAUCUUCAAAGACUUCGCCUCGCUGUCCGACGACAUCCCUCGAUAUGCUGCAAUCCCCGACGACAGAGACUGGGCGGAUAUUGGUAACCUUGGCCGGGUUCCUCCUUUGAUCGACAUCGAUGUUUCUGGACUCGCACCUGGUCCUGGAAUCCGUGUCGUUGAUCUUUCGGAGCCAGCGUGGCAGAGCAUCUUUGGGUAUGCCGCUCUCAGAACGAUUCCCACAGCAGUAUUGCAACGAAAUGCCGCGAGAGAUGUACCCUUAGCAUAUUUAUGGCCAGAGCUGUCGACAUGA